Cynocephalus volans (Philippine flying lemur) is the source of this 3704-nucleotide messenger RNA. It is a transcript of the gene SYPL2, whose product is annotated as synaptophysin like 2. Gene Ontology annotation, cellular component: synaptic vesicle; synaptic vesicle membrane. The record is from RefSeq and is a predicted model, not a curated record. The transcript has 6 exons. Lineage: Eukaryota; Metazoa; Chordata; Mammalia; Dermoptera; Cynocephalidae. The coding region runs from base 269 to 1063 and encodes 264 amino acids.
GCUGCCAAGUUCGCUCUCGAGUUUGACAGAAGUUUGAAUCGGACUCGGGGGCUUUCUGCAGCCGGCGGGGCAAAGAGGCGGCCGCAGCCUCGGCGAGCGCAAGCAGCAGCACCCCGGCCCCGCACCCCGCCAGCCUGGACCCCGGCCUGCCGACGGCCGCUCGCUUCCUCAGCUGCGAGCCAGCAGCCCCCAGCCCGACCGCGGUGCCCGGAGCGUCCCCGCGAGGGAGCCAAGCCCCCGCGCUGCGCCCCCGCCGCGCUGCGCCAGCAUGUCCUCGACGGAGAGCUCCGGCCGCACGGCAGACAAGUCGCCCCGCCAACAGGUGGACCGCCUGCUCGUGGGAUUGCGCUGGCGGCGGUUGGAGGAGCCGCUGGGCUUCAUCAAAGUUCUCCAGUGGCUCUUUGCUAUUUUCGCCUUCGGGUCCUGCGGCUCCUACAGCGGGGAGACAGGAGCAAUGGUUCUCUGCAACAAUGAAGCCAAGGACGUGAGCUCCAUCAUUGUUUCAUUCGGCUAUCCCUUCAGGUUGCACCGGGUCCAGUAUGAGAUGCCGCUCUGCGAUGAUGACUCCACCUCUAAGACCAUGCACCUUAUGGGGGACUUCUCUGCCCCUGCCGAGUUCUUUGUGACCCUUGGCAUCUUUUCCUUCUUCUAUACCAUGGCUGCCCUAGUCCUCUACCUGCGCUUCCACAACCUCUACAUGGAGAACAGGCGCUUCCCACUGGUGGACUUCUGUGUGACUGUCUCCUUCACCUUCUUCUGGCUGGUAGCUGCAGCAGCCUGGGGCAAGGGCCUGACUGACAUCAAGGGGGCCACACGGCCAUCCAGCCUGACCGCAGCCAUGUCCGUGUGCCAUGGGGAGGAAGCAGUGUGCAGUGCUGGGGCCACACCCUCCAUGGGACUGGCCAACAUCUCUGUGAUCUUUGGCUUUAUCAACUUCUUCCUGUGGGCCGGGAACUGUUGGUUUGUGUUCAAGGAGACCCCGUGGCAUGGACAAGGCCAGGACCAGGACCAAGGCCCCAGCCAGGAGAGUGCAGUAGAGCAGGGAGCAGUGGAGAAGCAGUAAGCAGCCCCCACCUGGCUACUCCCGAACUGGACAGCAACUCUUCAACCACCUCCGGCUUCCAGGACCUCUCUUUCCUCUCCCUCCAACUCCCUUCCCCCAUCAUUCUGGGCUUUGAGUUGAGAUGUGAAUGGGCAGGCAUCAGUUGUUGGAAACCUGGGCAGCCCUCCCAGCGGUUUCCCAUCCCUCUUCUUGCUGGAACCCCAGAUGGCAGGAGCUCAGUGCUUCUUAUUUACUGCCUGGACCGAACCAUCUAACUUGGGGUCUUACUAGUACCCUCAUAGCCUCUGAGAACCAGCCUCUGCUGCAGGGGUUGAGGGCAGGAGACCAGAGCCCUGAGACUGGACCGUAGCAGCCACCUUUAUAUCAACCCGUCCAGCUUCAAUAAUAGUGGGGAUAGGGGAAAUCAGCUGGCAGCCUUCUCUUCCCCAGUCCCUUGCAUGGAGGGCACAACAGUGGUUUCGUGACCCUUCCUCAAUGGCUGUCAUCUAAUCCCUCUGUCUGAUCUCUAGUCAGCCCAGACCUCAGCGUGCUUUCCAUUCUCUUCUCUGACCUCUGCUUGCCCACAGACUUUACCAUGUGUGAACCAGGAAGGCUGACUAGCCUAGAAAAGAGCGCUUUAUAGGGUCCUGAUGAGGCCUGGACUCAGCAGGGAGCAGAUAAAUUGCAACUGAGUUGCAACUUCAAGAAACUAAAGCCAGGAAACUCUCUGGCACAAUCAGUUUCUUCUGUCCCCUCAAUCCUCCCACCCCCCAGGCUAGGGCACUCUCCACCAACACACCAAACUCCACUUAUUCUAGAAACUCGUUACCUUCCUCCCUGUCUUCUGUCUUGGGCUUGGUCUCAUACUUGGGACACAAGAUGAGGGGUCUUGGAGCAUCUCCAUUUCAGCCCCCUGCCUCCAUUCCUCCAACCUCUCUAUGUCCCUUCCCCAGCCUUUUGGGUUUGAGGCAUUUGAGAUCCUUUUCAAUGUCUGCAGGCCUUCAUUUCAUUCCUGUGGGGUGAGAUAGGGACUUUGGAAGGUCCCAAAGGAACAUCAUCAAGCUGUUUCUCCAGAGCCCCAGGACAUGGAUGGAUGGGCCCAUUUCUUCCUUAUUAUCUGCUUGUUUUUUCCUCCCUGCUCCUUCUCUAGUCCCUCUUUCAUACUACCCCUUCUCAUCUUCACAAAAGGAUAUGUCUCCUCCCUUGCUCUCCCAUUCUUCCCCUACCUCUUCCUUUCUCCAGGCUCUAUCCUCUCUCCAGUCCAGGGCAGGCCGAUGUAUUGGUGCUUCUUCACUUAGGGACCCAGUUCCAUAUUUGUCUUUGGUGUGUCUCCUCUUCCUGACACCUCCUUGAGUCCCUCUCUGGAUCCCAAGGCCUGAGAGUCAGUGCUAAAUGGGUAAGGACCAUCUGCUACCUACCCAGCUCCAAACACCUGAAUCUGCCCUGGCCCUAAAGCUUCAUCCAUCCAGGGAAGGAUAUAGAGUGAAGAAUCCAACCAUUUUCCAAUCCAGCACCAAUUGGCCCACCCAGCAUCCCAAAGGUGAAUGUGCCCUGUGCCAAUCUCUCCUCAGGAUGGAGUCAACCCCCUUCAACCUCCUCACCUCCCUAAAUGCCAUCCAUAGUAACGUGUAUUACUGGGGUACCCAGGGGUUAGGGCCUUUGAUUUCAGGCCAAUCAUUUCCUCUUUGAGACAGAAUUUCCCCACUUGACAAGGGAAGUGUGAGAUUUACAUCCUCAAAUACUCCAGAGUCCUUCAGUGAAAGAAUUAGGUUUUUUGUUUUGUUUUUUAGAUUUUUUGGAAGAGAUUUGAGGAGGGAAAAAGGACAUGGGGUGAGAGUGUUUCUGAGUCUGAAAUGCCUCUCUGUCCUGAGCUGUCCCCAUGAUUACAAGGGAGACAGUUUUUCCUACAGCUCUAGAGACACAGAGAACUAAGGAAUGACCUUCAUUUUUCUUCAGGCUGGCCCCUGUGGGGGUCUGUAAGCAGCUUCUACUGGAACUUUGUUUGGAUUCUGUGUCUAUAUUUAUAACUUAUUUGAAAUGUGAUGGAUAAAGUGUUCUCAUAUAGGGGCAGAAGUUAGCAAAUGGCUCUUCAGCUAAGGAAAGAGGGAGGGGGGCAAUAUUCAUUCCUGCCAAGGACUCCCAGCCCAAACUCUCCCUAGAACAGAGAAGGCUCUUUCUCUUCCUCAAGAGGCUGGCUUGUUCUCAGCCAGAAGAGCCUUAAUUGGGGCGAUGGCCUCCCUCUCCUUGACCACCCUAAGAAGAAAGGCCACUUCCCCUCAUUACCUCUGGAGGGCCAGGCUGGGCCAAAAGCCAAAAGCCAACAGCAGGGCUGUCCUCAUAGGACUAAUAUCCCCUCCCACCAGGCUGGCGUCACCACUUUGCCUACUGGGGCCUGAGGUAGGAGAAGGUGUCUGGUUUCUCCAGAUGCUGCAGGAAGCCAACAGGCAGGGCACUUGCCCUUUGCCCUAGUAGACUCUGACCCUGCCAGGGUGCCCACCUAGGACCUUUCCUGGACAUGAAUUUCCUCUACUAUCAUGGUCAUAAGUGUCCUACUUUCAGGAUUGCAAAUCAGGGGUGGGGGGGAAAAUGUUGCAUGUUGUCUGGUGCUUGUUAUUACACAUUGAAUAAACAACGCUGCGAGCAUUUGCCAUGAAGGAGCCAA